This is a messenger RNA of Habropoda laboriosa, 678 nucleotides long. RefSeq lists its product as uncharacterized. Bases 1 to 678 code for a protein of 225 amino acids. The transcript has 5 exons. The record is from RefSeq and is a predicted model, not a curated record. Lineage: Eukaryota; Metazoa; Arthropoda; Insecta; Hymenoptera; Apidae.
AUGCCAGCUAAAGAAAAAAUGAACGCUGUCUUGCCAAUUUGUGAAGAUGAAGUUAAAGAUUUGGAACUACUAGUCUUCCAUACGCCUGUCAAAUAUAAUAGCAAAGUAAAAGUCCAUGAUUGGGUAUUUGGCCACUCCUGGAAAAAAAUUUCAGGGAAGUCAUCGUAUCAAAGACUGGGUCCAGAAGAUGCCUGUACAGGAAUUUCUGAAACACAAACUAUGCUAUCUCAAAUACAAUUAAAAGAUUUGUACAAACCGAUAUAUCCACAACGUACUUUACUUAAUAUGAAGUCUUCUGCAUUGGCAGGGACAGAAGAAGAGAAAGAGUCGUCGUUAAUGGAUAUAAUGUACGAUUCUGAAGAAGCUCGUUGCAUGGAUUAUAGGACGACAACGGAAAUUGACUAUAGGUCGCAUUAUCCUGUAAAGGCAAAAUUAUUACCACCGCCACCGCCACCAGAACCAUGGCUUUUAAAUCGACGAACCAUUGGUUACAGUCUUGAAGAAUUGGAAAAACGAGAUGGAAUGCAUACGUUUUUAGAUGACAAUAUGGAGCUUCAUCGAAACAUAGCUGAUUUAAAGUCAAGAAGAAACAAAGUACAUGAAUUUUCGAUUCAAGACAGUCAUUCUCUACAAUCCGCUGAUUCUUCUAACAUAAAAGAGUGUACAAUUCAAAAUUAA